AUGUUUCGCCUUGUUGAGUCCACCGACUCGUCACCAGCAGCCCAGUGCUCCGUCUCUGUCCGCGACUCUUUCGGCGAGGGAGUUUACAUCGAGAACAAUCGUUCGGAUGGGCUUUGUUCGACCGACUGCCAUUGCCGCCGACUCGGCCCCCUAGACUUCGCCUUCACCAUCUCCAAGCAACCUGCCCACACCAAGAUCGAAGUUCGGAACGAGAUACUCCAAAACACCCUCAUUGAUGUCAUCGGUUCAGAUGAGCGGCACUCCCAGUGUGAUCCGCGUGCCUGGGACGGCGCUCACCUCUUCGCUCGAUAUGAGGACCUCAAGGCACGCCUGCGAGACGUCAUCGACGCUCCGGUAGGAAGCGUUGGGGCUCAGCCCUUCCUCCCCCUCAGGCUACUGGUCGACGGCUUUCUGGGCCAGGAGCAGGAAGAAAGCUUGCCGUGUCCUCAGCAUAAGGACCCUAGUGAUGUCCUUAGAGACGUGCUGCCAGAGGAGGAUAAAAACAGCAUGCUAGAUGUCAAGCUACUCCAAGCGGCGGGUGAUGGCGACAUCUCAGUCAUCGACGAUCUUUUGAGCAACCAUACCAUCCUACCUUAUUCGCACAUGCAAAUGUUCGUGGAUGUUUUGGGCAGACAAAUAACUGACGAUCUUUUCAAAGAAACUGUGAACAUUGACGCACACGAUGAGCACGGAAACACGGCCCUGCUCCGCGCCGUGACUGCUGGGCACCUUGACGUCGCUCGGCUUCUGGUCGCUCGAGGCGCCGACAUCGCCUGGGCCAACAACCAAGGCGAGACGGCCCUGCACAAAGCUGCACGGGCAAAUCACUUUGAACUCUCAUAUUUUCUCAAAGUAGUCGGUGCAGACAUGAACGCCAAGGACAAUUCGGGCGCAGCACCCGCACUCAACUCGUUUCAUUUUAGAGCAGGUUUCCUAUACUGGAGCUUUACAUGGAGGAUGUCAAUGUUUGGCAGGUGGCAUAUGUCAGACCGUUGUGAACAGACACCAAGCGAGCCAACCAUCAACGACUAUAGAGACCUAUUGUUCAAAACAGACCCAAUCAUGAACACCGACAAAGUAAAGACAACUAUGCGGGGCCUUUUCAUCAGAGAGUACGCCAAGGUGAGGCAGCACCUGAUUUUCGGCCGAGUACGCGGACGCUUUCCCAACUCGACACGAGCGUGGCGAUUUGGCAUGACAGCGCUGCAUAAGAUCUCGCAUGGCUACCUGCCGCAAGAGCUCGGCAUGGCAAUAGCUCUCCUCUGCGUGUGCAAAGCAGUCUCGGCCACGCUCCACAUCCACAAACACGAUUUAUCCAACUUCCAAUUCGACGACGAACAGUUUCGACGAGACCUGCCGCGGUGGCUCCUCUUAUUCCACGGUGCUGACCGAAAGCUGUUUAAAGCCGCAGCGCGGGACAUCUGGAGUGUACGCAAAUCUAUGUGGACUUUGUACACGCCUCAGACUCUGGAUUACCACGACUUAUUCAAGCACGCUGAGCGUCGGACAUCGGACCUCAUUGACGCAGUGAAAUGUCUUCACGAUAUAACUGAGUUCGCUGAACUAGGGGAUCCCAAACACGGGCAGCAGAGACCGUCUCAGCAGGAUCGGCCCUCCCCGAAGGAUCCCGACCCAGGAGACCCGGGUAUUGGGGCCGAGUCUACUCAGCACAGGAAGGCCGUAACAGGCCAGCGGGCCUCGUCGCAGAAAUCAUUACUGUGGGCCGAGGUAAUGGCUGGUGCUAUCUUCAGUAUAUUGCUGAUAUUUCUGCUCUGUGAGUCCUGCCCUGCCCAUUCGUGGCGUACCCCUGGUUCAGGUGUUGGCUAA
Molecule: messenger RNA, 1827 nt
Organism: Fusarium falciforme
Lineage: Eukaryota; Fungi; Ascomycota; Sordariomycetes; Hypocreales; Nectriaceae
Product: C2H2-type domain-containing protein
Exons: 1
Coding region: 1-1827 (608 amino acids)
Molecular function (GO): protein binding
Source: RefSeq, a predicted model, not a curated record